UCGGAAGCGAGCGGCCGAGUGCCCGGCGGCGACGGGCAGUCAGCUGUCGUCUGUAUUCCUGCCACCCUGGCAGAGGCUACAUUCUUGGCGUCAGCGCAGCGGGCAGAGGCCGUUUGCUGACGUCAUGUCGCGUCCCAGUUUCCGGCGCGGACGGCGUCGACCGCCAUUGACCGUUGCGGAAGGGCGUAUUUCGCCGCGUGGAGGCUGUGAUACACGUUUUCGCCUGCACGGGGAUCCAUGCAAAUGUGAUCAUUACGCCGAGGCUCUGUGGACUACGUACAAUGAGCCUUGCUGUCUAAGGAACAGCAAUGGACACUGACGACGAGCGUUUGGAGAUUGUCGAGGAGCCGUGCGGGGACCAGGAGGGGCCGGACAGCCCCGACGACGGCGCACAGUGGACCGGGUCGCCGGUGGACCCGCAGCCGCACUCGCCCUCGUACGAGGGGGCCGGGUACCGCUCCGACGAGCACCCCCAGUCUCCCUCAGAGGAGGGAGAGGAGUCACAGUCAGAAGAUGAGCAGCAACCUCAGUCUCCCUCGGAGAAGGCAGAGUCACACUCCGAAGGCGGACAGCUCGAGGAGAGAGAAGCAGAGUCGAAUUCAGAGGACGAGAGGCACCCCCAGUCGCCUCAGGAGGCAGCCGAGUAUCACUCAGAUGACCAACCACAGUCGCCGUCCGAAGAGGGGGCCGAGACGCACUCAGAAGACGAGCACCCGAAGUCGCCGCAAGAUCACAGUCAAGUCGAGUCGCAGUCGGGGGAUGAAACCGUCCAGUCAGAGCCGGCCCCAGAGCCGAUGGAAACGUCGACCGAGUUAGAGUCAGCCCAGUCACAGUCGCAGUCCGAGUCCCAGACUCAGUCUCACACCGCGUCAGAGUCACAGCCGCAGUCUCAUGUGGAGUCAGAGUCACAGUCCCACGCUGAGUCAGACUCGAAGCAGGACGACUCGACGGCUCCGGCGUCUGACGCCGAGAAAAGUGCCGUGCAGUCGGACACUGAGCAGCCUGUCACGGCUCCCGCGGAGAAAGAGCCCAACCCGGACCUGGAGGAGGGAGAGUUAGAGGACGGAGAGCUGGAGGACGAUGAUGAGGACGAGGUCCCUCCGGUCGCCGCCAAGGACCCGGCUCCCAACGGUGACCCGACCACACCGGAGAAGCGUAAGGCCUCUCCUGAGCCGGAGAAGCCCCGCAAACACAGCCUGCUCAACCCCGAGUGGCUCACACAGAAACGCAAGGCGCCGGACACGUCACCCCGUCAGACGGGCGGCGACGGCGGCGGCUACGACCCGCCCUACGGCCGCGGCCCGGAGCACGACUACGGAGACUAUGAGGACGAGCUGGUCACCGGCGGCGGCAUGGGCGGCCACCAGCGCUUCGGCAAGCGGCGCCGCAUGGACCGCGGUCCGAUGCACAAGUCGAACGCUAUCUGUAGCUACUUCAUGCAGGGAAAGUGCCAGAAGGGGCGAAUGUGUUCCUACUCCCACAACGCAACUCCACCGCGCAAGAUGGAGCUUUGCAAGUUUUACUUGAUGAAUUGCUGUGCCAAGAAGGAGAAAUGUUUAUACUUACAUAAGGCAUUUCCAUGCAAGUUUUACCAGACUGGAGCCAAGUGUUACCCUGAUAAGAAGUGCAAGUUCAGUCACGAACCUCUGAAUGACAUUUUCCGGCCGAUUUUGUUGAAGCACCUGGAGACGGCUCCUAAGGAGAUUCUGGGCGACUUUCCCCGGAUGACCCGACCAGACGCCAACCAGGUCAUCGACGCGGCCGCCGCAAAGAGGAAGGACAACAUCGAGCCCGACUUCAGCUUUCCCAACAUGGAGCAGACCAGAAAGGCGCAUCUCAUAAACAGCUCGUUUGACCCGAGGAACCUCGAGAACGACCUGAGCGUGAGGUCGGCCAACCCUCUCGACUGGCCAGUGACGGAGCGGCUCGGCUGGGGUGGCGGCGGUAAGGAUUGGAACGGCCACGACCGCCCCGAGUGGGGCGUCCCCGAGCGGCCGGAGCGGCCGGAACGCUUUGAUCGGCCCGACCGCGACGGCAGGCCAGAGCGGGAGGGCAGGGACGGCAGAGACGACCGGGAGGACCGCGCCGAGCGACCCGAGCGCUUCGAUCGCCCGGACUGGCAGGAGAAGCCGGAGCGACCCGAGCGACCGGAGAGACAGGACCGACCCGACCGACCCGAGAGGCCCGAGAAGUCGGAACGGCGCCGCGACCCGGCCAAGGAGGAAGAGCGCAGGGAGCGGCGAGAGCGGCGCGCGCAGGAGCGCCGGGAGCGAGAGGAGCGCCGACAGCACCGGCACCACCGGCGCCGCGGCGAGCGGGACAGCGCCGAGCGCGACCGCUCGCCGCGCCACCACGACCGCCACGAGCGCCGCCGGCGCCGGGAGGAGCGGCGCGCCGCCCGCGACGAGGGGCCGCCCAGCGGCGCCGAGGACGGCGACAUCCGGCCGGUCGGCGGCGCCGGCUCCGACCCGGAGACGGCGGAGGGCGCGCCGCCGCGGGAGGAGCACCGCCAGACGCGGAGUCGCUCCGACGAGCGGACACCCUCGCCUCACGCCGACAGCGGCCGCUCGCCGCGGUCGGCCGGUCCGGACCAGCAGCGGUCGCCGCGAGACAGCUCGGACCGCGAGCGGCGGCCGUCGUCGGCGUCCCGUGAGCCGACCGGGGCCGAGUCUCCGCCGGCGGCGCCGGGCCCGGCGACCGACGAUCUGCGCUCGCCUCCUGGCAGCGCCCGGGGACCGCGCAGCGUCCAGUCGCCACCCGGCGGCCAGGAGUCCGAGCCGCCCAACAUGGACUACAUCAACAGCCUGCCGGCCAGUCAGCGCCAGCUCUACCUGCGCAUCCACCAGCACCAGAAGGAGCACGUGCCCAGAGAGGACACUCCUCAGCCGACCGAGGAGGACGAGGACCGGGCUGCCGACGACAACUGGUACUCGAGCGAUGAAGAGGACGCGCCGCCCCUGACGGCAGUCCUCAAACAGAUCUCCUCAGCAGAGCAGAGCCAAACCGGCGACACGAACAGCGCAGCUGAGGAAAAGAUGAACCCGACGGACGCUAUCAAUCAGAUCCUGACCAGUAUCCGGAAAAACACCACCUCCGAACAGGAGUCUCGCUCCGGUGAUCCGCCGCGGUUCCCGGGUCCGGAGGGCGGUCGGCCGCGCCGCUCACACGAGGACGACUGGGACGAGCGGAGCGGGCGCCCGCGACGCGACUUCAACGGCCGCUCGCCGGUGCGGGACCAGGACGAGCGCAGCCGGCGGCCGUCGGCGUCGGCGCGGGACGUCGAUGAGCGCGACUCGCGCGGCCGACGCGGCUCCUGGCGGGACGAGCGACGCGGCUCGGACGAGCGCGACGACUGGCGAGGGCCGCCGGACCGGCGCUUCCGUGACGGUGAGGGGCGCCCCGGCCGGCGAGAACCGCGAGAUGUCGACCUGCGUGACCCGCGGGCUCUGCGGGGAGCAGACCCUCGCGACUCGGAUAUAGACGCCCGGGACCCGUGGCCUGUCAGGGACACGGAUAAUAGAGAUCCGCGGGCAUUGCGAGAUGUUGAUUCCAGAGAUUCUCGCGCCGCACGUGAUAUUGAUUCACGGGAUCCUCGCGCUGCACGAGAUGUGGAUGCCAGGGACCCUCGCGCGCCACGAGACAUUGAUUCUCGGGACCCACGUGCAGCACGUGACGUGGAUCCUCGCGAUCCUCGUGCGGCACGAGACGUGGAUGCUUGGGAUCCUCGUGGGCCACGGGACGUAGAUGCCCGGGAUCCUCGUGGGCCACGGGACCUGGAUGCCCGGGAUCUACGUUCCGCCCGCGAUAUAGAUGCUUGGGAUCCGCGCUCAGCACGAGAUAUGGAUCCCAGGGAUCCACGGGCAGCACGAGAUGUGGAUCCGAGGGAUCCUCGUUCAGCGCGUGAUGUGGAUCCCAGAGAUCCCCGAAGUGGCAUGCGGGAUGUGGACACUCGCGAUCCGCGCUCGGCACGUGAUGUGGACAUCCGAGACCCUCGGGCCCGGCCGGCGGACCCGCGCCGUGGUGGCGAACCCUCUGAGGGCAUCUCCGGCAUGGACGUGGACCUGCGGCAGCCGCCGGGCGGCCCGGCCUGGCCCACUCCCGACACAGAUCUCCGUGUGCGCGACACGGACCUGCGUGUGCCAGACCGGGACAUGCGCAGCACCGGCUGGGCCGAGCUGCCCGGCCCCAUGGACUUCGACAAGGACGCCUCCGACCUGCCGCUGCCGUUCAAACCGGUCGACUUCAAGCCGUGCGUGGAGAUCGACGCGUCGGUGAACUCCCACCCGCCGAUGGAGUGGGUGGUAGUGCACGUGACCGUGGAGCGAUUAGACUACUCGCAGCAGCGCUACCGGCUGACGGAGCCGCAGUUGCGCGCCGACCCGCGGCUCAAGGCGCACCGGCGCCGCAGCAGCCAGGAGGACAAGGCGCCGGCCAAGCCGCCCGUCAUCCCCACCGAGCCCAACCGCGAGUACGAGCAGCAGCUGGCCAUGGAGCGCGAGGACCCGCGCUACCGCGAGCCGCGGCCCGACCCGCGCCAGGACCCGCGCGCCGCCGCCGCCGCGGCCGACCCGCGCCGGGCGGCGGCGGCGGCGGCCGGCGCCAUGCCGCCGCUGAUGAUGCCGCCGCAGCAGCAGCAGCAGAUGGCGGCGGCCAUGCAGAUGCAGAACCGCAUGAUGUACCCGGCGAUGCCGAAGCCCGGCCUGCUGGGCGUGAUGCCCGGUGUUCCCGGGCCCGGUAUGAUGCCGGGCUUGUACCCGCCGGCGGCGCGGCCGCUGAUGCAGCACAUGCCAAACUACGGGCGGGGAGGGAUGAUGUACGGCGACGGCGGUAUGGGGCGCGGCAUGCACUCGCCCCUCGACGAUCGUUAGCUCACGCCGCCGCGGCAGUGAGGCGGCACGGCGGCAGAGGUAUAACUGCGGGCUUUCAGCGAUACUGCGGAGCGGCGCCGGAUCGCCAUGUACGCUUUACGUUGGGGCACUACCGCCCGCCUGUUGACUUUUUGACCUGUCUGUAUCUUGUGUCCUUUGUAUAAGCUGUUAAGACGAACAAGUGUUGUAAAGAAUGCAAAUACAAAAUGUCAACCUCGA
Amphibalanus amphitrite is the source of this 5087-nucleotide messenger RNA. RefSeq names its product capping protein-inhibiting regulator of actin dynamics-like. NCBI's taxonomy places the organism in Eukaryota, Metazoa, Arthropoda, Thecostraca, Balanomorpha, Balanidae. Gene Ontology annotation, biological process: negative regulation of DNA-templated transcription. Gene Ontology annotation, molecular function: RNA binding; metal ion binding. The record is from RefSeq and is a predicted model, not a curated record. Gene Ontology annotation, cellular component: nucleus. Bases 309 to 4868 code for a protein of 1519 amino acids. The transcript has 9 exons.